AGUCUCACUCUGAUCAAUGGCAGAAAAAUGGGAAAACACUCUACUCUUCUCCUCUUCCAUUUUUCUCCUCCUCCUUUUUCUUUCCUCAGCCGUUUCUGACCCUUUACAGCUGCAAACCCUACUGCCCCGCCCUCUUCCUCAUCCGCCCACUUUAUCAUGGACAGACUCCGAACCCGAUUCACUCGCGGAAAUCGCCGAACUCAGCACUGUUAAUUCCAACACCACACUGGAAAUGCACUUAGAAUUGCACCACUUAGAUGCUUUUUCUUCCGAAGAGAUACCGGAGCGACUUUUCGACUUCCGACUGCAGCGCGAUGCGCUCCGUGCGGAUACGAUCUACUCCCAAGUUUCGAAUGCGGUUGCGCGUAAGCCUCCACGCGCGGGAAGCCGUUCUGGAUUCAGUAGCUCCAUUAUUUCCGGACUUGCUCAUGGUAGUGGAGAGUACUUCACGCGCCUAGGCGUCGGUACUCCGCCGAGGUAUCUUUAUAUGGUGCUCGACACUGGAAGCGACGUCGUUUGGGUGCAGUGUUCGCCUUGCAAGAAUUGCUACUCUCAGACUGACCCGAUUUUUGACCCUACUAAAUCACGCUCUUUCUCUGGCAUUCCCUGUGGAUCACCGCUUUGCCGUAGCUUAGAUUCAUCUGGAUGUAACCUGCGCCGGAUGUGUCUUUACCAAGUAUCUUACGGCGACGGUUCGGUUACUUUCGGCGAUUUUUCCACCGAAACGCUGUCGUUUAGAGGAAACAGAGUGGGACGCGUGGCGCUCGGUUGUGGUCACGACAAUGAGGGCUUGUUUGUCGGCGCAGCAGGUUUGGUAGGCCUUGGUCGUGGGAGAUUAUCAUUUCCUACCCAAGCCGGACGCAGGUUCAACCGGAAGUUCUCUUACUGUUUGGUCGACCGUUCCACUUCUUCUAGACCCUCCUCCAUGAUUUUCGGUGACGCCGCUAUUCCCCGAACCGCCGUGUUUACGCCUCUUCUAACAAACCCAAAGCUCGACACGUUCUACUACGUGGAACUGCUCUGGAUCAGUGUCGGCGGGACACGUGUCCGCGGCAUCACGCCUUCUCUGUUCAAAAUGGAUCAAGAUGGAAACGGAGGAGUCAUUAUCGACUCCGGCACGUCUGUCACCCGCUUGACCCGACCCGCUUACAUAGCACUGAGGGAUGCAUUCCGUAUUGGGGCUUCGAACUUGAAGCGGGCACCGGAUUUCUCAUUGUUCGAUACAUGCUUCGACUUGUCGGGGAAGACUACCGUUAAGGUACCAACGGUAGUGCUGCAUUUUAGAGGAGCUGACGUGUCAUUACCGGCGACGAAUUAUAUGAUUCCGGUGGAUAGAAGCGGAACCUUUUGCUUUGCGUUUGCCGGUACCAUGAGCGGUUUAUCCAUAAUUGGAAACAUACAGCAGCAGAGUUUCCGGGUGGCAUUUGAUUUAGGAGGUUCUCGGAUCGGGUUUGCCCCCCGUGGAUGCGCUUAAACACGGGUAUGAAUCGUUUAUGGUAAGGGAUAAAUAUGUUUCCCUGCCUUUAUUGUAAUGUAAGAAGGGAAGAAAAAACAAAAUGU
Hibiscus syriacus is the source of this 1560-nucleotide messenger RNA. RefSeq names its product aspartyl protease family protein 2-like. NCBI's taxonomy places the organism in Eukaryota, Viridiplantae, Streptophyta, Magnoliopsida, Malvales, Malvaceae. Gene Ontology annotation, biological process: proteolysis. Bases 17 to 1474 code for a protein of 485 amino acids. The record is from RefSeq and is a predicted model, not a curated record. Gene Ontology annotation, molecular function: aspartic-type endopeptidase activity. The transcript has a single exon.